AUGUAUCUUCGAGCGCCAGUGCAAGGCUACGAGGAGGCACUUGGCGUCCACCUUGUGCCGUCAUAUCUGCCUGCGUUGAACACCAUGGUCGCCUUUGGUGAUCUCUACUCACAAACAGAUCGGAAGAAGAUGGCAAACAUAAUGUACAACUCGAGCAUUAUCUGGAUAUACAGCCGUCCAAGGAACUUCCUCGAAAUGGUGUAG
Messenger RNA from Capronia coronata CBS 617.96, 204 nucleotides. RefSeq lists its product as uncharacterized. Lineage: Eukaryota; Fungi; Ascomycota; Eurotiomycetes; Chaetothyriales; Herpotrichiellaceae. The coding region runs from base 1 to 204 and encodes 67 amino acids. The transcript has a single exon. The record is from RefSeq and is a predicted model, not a curated record.